Messenger RNA from Zootoca vivipara (common lizard), 5834 nucleotides. It is a transcript of the gene VASH2, whose product is annotated as vasohibin 2. Gene Ontology annotation, biological process: regulation of angiogenesis. The record is from RefSeq and is a predicted model, not a curated record. Lineage: Eukaryota; Metazoa; Chordata; Lepidosauria; Squamata; Lacertidae. Gene Ontology annotation, cellular component: cytoplasm.
GGGAGUGCUACCUGUUUGGGACACUGAGCUGUCCGUCUCUUCCUGCUUUGCCCCGGAGAGGUGCCUCUUGUCCCUUUGAAGGUUCAACGAUGACGGGGUCCAGCACCAAUGUUUCCCGCCACCCUAAAGGAGACAAAGGGGGCCGUUCGAGGAGCUCGCAUGCCCGGACGGUUGGCUUUGCCAACAGCGGGGGCUCGGAAGAGGAAGACAAAGAUGGAGGGGUGGCUUUCCUCGUCAACAAAAGUGGCUUCCCUAUUGAUGGGAAGACCUGGGAGAGGAUGUGGGGCCACGUGGCAAAGGUGCAUCCGUCGGGCAAAGAGAUGGUGGAGACCAUAAGGAAUGCUGACAACCUUGCAAAACCUUUAAUGCCAUCCUUGCCAAGCUACAGGGCUUCCAUGACCAUCCCUGAGUGGCUUCAGGCAAUACAGAAUUACAUGAAGAUGCUGCAAUACAAUCACACAGGGACUCAAUUUUUUGAAAUUAGGAAAUCAAGACCUCUAAGUGGGUUAAUGGAAUCAGCAAAAGAAAUGACCAGGGAAUCUUUACCUAUCAAAUGCCUUGAAGCAGUUAUCCUGGGGAUAUACUUAACUAAUGGGCAGCCUUCAGUGGAACGAUUCCCGAUCAGUUUUAAAUCCCACUUCUCAGGGAACAAUUUUCAUCAUGUGGUGCUUGGAAUUUAUUUCAAUGGUCGAUAUGGAUCUCUGGGCAUGAGCAGAAGAUCGGAGCUGAUGGACAAACCUUUGAUUUUCCGAACUCUGAGUGACCUCAUCUUUGAAUUUGAAGAUUCCUACAAAAAGUAUUUACACUCUGUGAAAAAAGUGAAAAUUGGAUUGUAUGUCCCCCAUGAACCGCACAGCUUUCAGCCCAUCGAAUGGAGGCAGUUGGUGCUCAACGUGUCAAAGAUGGUGAGGUCAGAGAUAAGGAAGGAGCUGGAGAAAUAUGCCAGAGAUAUGAGAAUGAGGAUUUUGAAGCCCGCAAGUGCCCAAUCUCCAGUCAAGCAGAGAACACGGGGGAAGUCCCUCUCCCCCCGAAGAAGGCAAACCAGCCCACAGAGGCGGGCCUGCCGAAGAGACAAAUCGCAGAAACUGAAUCCUAUCCAAUGGACUGGAGACUUCAGGCCCGCUGCGCUGGAUAAGAAAGUGGGCGAUCUCUCAACACUGAACGAUGUCGGCUACCAGCUCCGCAUCUGACAAAGCCAGAAGCCAAGCGAGACAGCUUCCAGGGUGCUUUUUCCUGAAUUUUACCCUGCGAUCUGUGGACAAAGGGGUGGAAAGAGGGAGCUGCGACUAUUUAUUAUGAACAUGAGGAUUUUAUUUAAGAUCCUAAGAAUUAGGGAUCCUAGUAGUGACAGUGGUGGGUUUUUUUAUUUUUAUGUUUUAUUUUUCAAUUCGUGAAGUAGGAAUCAAGGAAAAAGGGAAAUGGGGAAAACUGUUUUUUUUGUCUACAAUAAUGUUGUUACUCUCCAUCAAGCUGAAAAGGGGAGAGGUGAUGUGGUUGUGUGGCUUUGGUCCGUCCCCCCCACCCGGUCUGGAUUGGAAUAAUUGUUUCCAUGGUGGCUGUUUUGCAUUGGAGUUCGGAGUGUUGUGUGGUGUCUGUAGAGUUUUAGAAACCGGCGACGACGAAAGUAUAUCCCCCCCGCGGUGUUGGAAAGGGCUGGGGUGUGCUCGGUUGCUUGCGAGUCAAAGGAAGCCAUAGUCCAGCGGGAACUUUUGUUGCACGACUUCCAUUGGAGUUAACGGGAUCUGAGCAACCCCCUCCCCAUUUCAGUGGAGCUCAAUGGAAGAGGAAGAGGCCAGCAGGCUAUUUGUCUCUCUGGUCUGGUGUUUAAAUGUGACAUUCAGCAAUAAAAACAACAAGAGCAGCAGUCCGGAAAAGUUAUGCGAGUGGGUUUUUCCUCUCUUCGGAAUAUCACUAUUACCUCAAGAAUCUUGACAAUAGAUAUGCAAAGCUGACAGUAUUUCGAUUUUAUAAUGGAUUUGUACUGUGUCCCCAGCUUUUCUGGUAGCAGAGCAUUCACUGGGCCCUUUCUGACCCCACCUCUUCCGCCUUACUCCUCGUAUGUGCAUGUGUGUGACAAAAGAAAGUAUCAUGAUAUGCAAGGGUUUUCUUAAGAGCUCUGAAGUCUUACAAUUAUUCUGUUAAGGAUGCAGCUAACUGUUGAAGCAACUGUUUGCCUGCCAUAAGGGUAGCCAAUGUGAUGACCUUCAGAUGUUCGUUGACCAUUCGCCAUGCUUGGCUGGGCCUGGUGGGACUUGCAGUCCAGACACACCUGGAGAGCAUCAUGGUGACUUCACCUGCCUAACAAAUGACUGAUACCUGGGUUUGUUUUUUAAAAAAAAAUGUUUUGAAAAUAUUUUGUGUCAGGCUAUGCAGGGGUAGCCAAUGUAGUCGUGCCCUCCAGAUGUUGUUGGACUACAAUGCCCAUCAGCCCCAGUCAGCAGAGCCAAUGGUCAAGGAUGAUGGGAGUUGUAGUCCAGCGAUGGCUGGAGGGCAACAAACGUUGGCUAUCCUUAGUCUUUAAGCACAAGUGGAAUGGCCCAGUGGUUCUGGUGUGUAUCUGCGAGCUGUCAGGUUUGCGUUUUGCUCUGUGCAUGCAGGUGCUGGCCCACUGUCUUCUGUGCAAUGGUGAGUCCUCUGCGCAUGCGAUGAGCAUUGCCCAUUGUGCUUGGGGAGCAUUCCCAAGGGAGAAAAGACUAGGGCGUCUGGCUUGUGCCACAGAGCCCUAGGGACCUUUGGGUCACGCCGAAGAACCAUAGAUGGCUGUUUUGUACAGAUGAGCCUUCUAGUAACAGUCAUAUCAGGUAUAUGUGUUGAACAUUCUUAAAAAUAAUGUCAGAAUCUAUGGGCUUCCCUCAAGAAUGUACUCUUUUCCCUCUGUUUGUAUGCCUAUAAUAUUAUUAUUGAUAAUAAUUGUUUUCAAAAGGAUGGACACUUCCAAGCUGAUGAUGUCUUGGCAUCUUAUAUUAAGAUCAGACAUCCUGUAUGCAGUUAUGGCCAAAGUAUUAGGGGAAAACAGCCAUCUGUACCGAGAAAAAUGAAUGAGGGAAGAAACCCCUGGCCAAGGAAUUGUCUUUUAGAAUGCACCUUGCAUUUGGACAAAUAUUUUGUUUUUUGCUUAUUGGGGUUUGGAGAGGAGCAGGCUGCUGGGAAUGACUCUUUGGCCUGAUGCAGAAUAACACUCUUGGUCUUUUAAACACAGUUAAGAGAUCUGUCGCUUCAGUCCAGUCUUCCCUGGAAUUGUCCUCAAAUCUGCAUUGUCCUCAAACCUUAUGCAUGCUGACUUGGAGGUAAAUCCCAAGUUCAUGCGUAACAGGAUUGCAGCCUAUGAGCAGGACACCCUCUGGCAAACUCUCUUCCUUUCUCACCUUUCCUCUCGGAUUUAAUUAUCACCUGCCUUCCCAGCAUAUAAGGCACUGUUGCAUCCUGACAAAUCAACAUUAUUUAAUGGGAAACUGCUUCCAAAAAUGUGUGUAUUAGCCAAACAGCACACAAAAAUCUGCGCCAAAAUGUUAGUGAAUUUUUAUGCGGAUUUCCCCAUGCCCCUGAAAAACAAUCCAAAUUGCAGGGAUGUAGAAAACUGAAUUUAAGAUUGGGAAAAUGAGAAAGGGAGAGAACCAGAACGGAUGUAUUUGUCCAGCCCUAACGUGGAACCGGGAUGCGGGUGGCGCUGUGGUCUAAACCACAGAGCCUAGGGCUUGCUGAUUAGAAGGUUGGCAUUUUGAAUCCCCGUGAUGGGGUGAGCUCCCGUUGUUCGGUCCCUGCUCCUGCCAACCUAGCAGUUCGAAAGCACGUCAAGUGCAAGUAGAUACCGUAAAUAGGUACUGCUUUGGCGGGAAGUUAAACAGCGUUUCCGUGUGCUGCUCUGGUUCGCCAGAAGCGGCUUAGUCAUGCUGGCCACAUGACCCGGAAGCUGUCUGCGGACAAACGGCGGCUCCCUAGGCCUAUAGUGAGAUGAGCACCGCAACCCCCCCCCCCCGAGUCGUCCGCGACUGGACCUAAUGGUCAGGGGUCCCUUUACCUUUAAUGUGGAACCAGGAGCAUGGCGACAAGGGAAAGGAGGGAGAGCAAUUGACCUAAAGAAGGGAUGGAGCGGUGGAAAGAAGCAUGCCAGCUUUUACCCUCUUAACUAAGGUUAAGAGAUCAGCAGUGAUGUGUCUGCACCAGAUCUGUGUGAUCAUGGAAGAAUCUCACAUUCAAGGAAAUGGCCAGGUGUGUCGCAGGGUCUCACCCAGUGUAGCCCCUGCUGAGAGCCAGCAGGUGGAAGGGAGAGGCUCAGUGGACUUCCUGCUUUGUGACUGCAUUCCUGAAAAGCUUAGCCUCCCUCAAUUCAGAUUUCUUGGACUACAACUCCCAUCAGCCUCAGCCAGCAUGGCCUGUGACCAAGGACGAUGGGAAUUGUAGUCCAGGAAGAUCUGGAGAGCAUUCACACCAAUGUGUGUGGGCUAAAAGUGGAGAGUGGGCAGGGGGGUGCGCACGUGUCCUGCACUCAGCACCCCCACAUGCUCAUGCAUGCCCUGCCCCCAACAAGCUCACCUGGGCGAGCUCUGCAUGAGAUCUUCCCAUGUUCUCCAAGCAUGCUUAGAAGAUCCUUUCAGAUCUUCCAUCUCAACAUAGAAGUUGUGUGUUUGGGGAAGGCUGGAGCAUGGCUUAGGUGCUCAUCCUCCUGCCUGAAUUCUCGUUUUUUAGCCCACACCCCUUCACCCUAAAUGCCUGAAGAGGGCUGCUGUCGAAGGACAGAUUUCCCCCCCAAUAAGUGUUAAGUACCACUGAGGGCUGAUUAAACGUGACACUUUUCUUACUGCAGUGAUUUUUUUAGCAGUGAAAUGCAGAGUGUUUGGAUUUCAAAAUAAAAUAAAAAAGAGGCUGUGUGUCAUAGAAAGAGCUGGUUCGCAUGAUUAAAUGAACCAAGCUAUGGCUUAGUGGGACCAUCUGAGUGUGGGGGCUACUGGAGGAGUUUUGCUGUUCCCUGGUCCUUUUUACGAUCGUGCUGCGCCGAGGACAAAUAUGGUUAGUGAGGAGUGAGCUUAACCACGGGUCCGUUUGGACGAUGUGCUGCAACAAACCCUGGUUUAGCUAAGCACAGCAGUGGAAGACCAGGAAGCAGAUAGAGUGCAAGCUUCUCUUGGGACCCCCCAUGCUUGUCUGGGCUUGCUAAACCAUAGUCUGGUUUACUGUGCUGUAGGAACCAAGUCCCAUUCUGAGUCUGGGUUUCCUCUGUUUUUUUCUAAAGUACUAUAAUGUAUGUCUCUAAUAUAUGUGAAGUGUUUGGGGCAUGAUCCACCAUGAACUUUACUUGCAUUUGUUCUUGAGAUGAACACAGCAUUGAGGGUUUGCACCAUCCAUUUAAAGUACGUUCAGCACACACGGACCCCGCUCCCCAAAGAAUCCUAGGAACUGUAGUUUUACUCUCCUUGAGCUUUGGUUCCCCAAACCCUUAAUAAACCAGUUUCCCAGGAUUUAUGGGGUGGAAGCUACGUUUUAAAUGUGUGUUGGUUCUGCUUUAUUUGUAUGGUGUCAAUCUGGAUUUAGCCCCCCCGUCCCCCAUCCUGGUCCAAACCUCCCAAUGAAACUUUUCUAAUGUGGAUGAAUUAUUUUGUAUCCGGGCAUUGUUUUCCUUACGUACAGAUGAAUCCUAUUCUAUCACAACACAUACCUGCGAUUUUGAAAACUUAGUAACUGUGAUUUCAAUGACUAGGUUUCUCUAUUGCCAUAAUUUUUUUUGUCAAAUGCUGUUCUGGGUGAGAAAUGUGCAUGAUUUCUUUUUCUGUUUUUCUCCAUCAUUUGUAUGUUUAGUGCAGCAUGGAACUUUAAUAAAAUAUCUUUAAAGUCUUGGG